GGCCGAUCAUCCGCCACGUAUCCUAUCUUCGCCCUCUUCCUCCUUCCCCAUCUUCGCACUCAUCCGAUUCCUCCUCCCCUGUGGAGGAAAGUGACGACUACCUCUCUCCUAUCUCUCUGUCUCCUUCCUGUGCUCUCUCUAUUACCCCGUCACCAUCGCCAUGAGCUUUGUAACGGAGCAAGUGAUCGGCGCGCGGCUUCUUACUCUGCAAGGCCGAAUCAGCGUCAUACGGCAGGUGCAGCGGCCACAUCUCUGCUCUGAUUUCCUCUGGUUUGCAGCGUUCUUCAGUACGUCGGCGAUCUACGCGGCGGCAAAAUUCCGAUUCACGGAAGAGGCAACUACGAGCGUUCUGGCUGAGAUCUCGGCCUUUCGACGGCUAUCCCCUCCCGGGAUUAGCCAUAUCUCCGUCAUCAUCGUCUUUACAGGAGACAUCACAGCGAUUCUACCGGAGAUUCACUCCGACAUCUAUCGGACGUUGCACACCUGGGCUGGAGAAAGAACGGCGGAGCAGGGCGACCUGCUGGGAAUCGUAUUCGGGAAGGUGGAGGAGGGUAAUCUCACCUUGAUCACGGACGAGUUGCUGGUGUUUCUGACUCAGUUGGUGGACGAUCUGCCCCUGGAUAUCUUGUCGCGCAGUGACAAGCAGCUUGGCACCCACGUGUUGUCUCGAGCGCUCGAGCCGCACCUUGUGUGGUCCACGUGUACGAAGAUUGACGAGGACAAUUGUCUCUAUCCCUCCCAAGCACUCUACUUGGAGAUCGACGUUACCGAUCUCACAUUUUGGGACCUGAUUGCGAGGCAAAACACGGCGCAGGACGAGGAGAUAGGGGGAGCAGACGAAGAGGGGGAAGAAGAAGAGCCAUCGAGCGAAGAACGAGACGAUCCAGAUUACGUACCGGAAAGCGAAGCGGGGAUAGCCGACGAAUCGAGCCAACUGCGGCAAGAAAACGAAGAGGACGAAGAGGAGGAACUAUUGGAAUACAUCAGAAGAAAUUGUGGGCGGAUCCCGCCAGCAUUGAUUGCCCUGGAACCAGGGGAUUGACUGAGCAGGGGGGGAACCUGGCUCCAGAUUUCUACUGCUACCAUCUAUUUGCAACAGGUCCAGCGACCCAUACAUAAAAGCGGCCAUCACCCUUUCCAUCCUUGAGCCUGGUCAGGGAACCGGGAGGAGCCACUGGGGGGCACCAGUGGUUAUCCUGCCAUUCCCUGCCUUUCCUUUUAAACGCCAGCCUUGCACCUCUGUCUUCGACCGCCGCGUAUCCAUAUUGAUAGCAAAGGGAAGGUUGGUGACAAAAGAAAACAAUGGAGCACAAAAAAAGGGGGGGGUGGGGAACAGAACACAAACGGUAGCAGGCUAAUUCAAGAAAAAAAAACUAUAAUCAAGAACUGACCAAAGA
Messenger RNA from Chara braunii, 1397 nucleotides. Lineage: Eukaryota; Viridiplantae; Streptophyta; Charophyceae; Charales; Characeae. The record is from the annotation of a GenBank genome assembly.